AUGAGGGCACCGACCCUACCCCCCGAGGUCCUCUUCGAGAUCAUAGGCGACCUCGACGGCGCCAAGGACAAGGCGACGCUCCACAGCCUGCUGCUCGUCUCACGAACAGUAUCGGCCAUCGCAUUGCCGUGCCUGUAUGCUCACCUGAAGCUCAACGACGCCCAGUUCGCUCAGCUAGUAGAAACGGGCCACGAUGAUCCGUUUCGCCGCCAGCGCUUCAGCAUGAUCCAGCACCUAGAGCUCCGUCCCCCGCCCUCGGCGGGAACCAUGGCCACAGUGUACGCAGCACUGAGCGGCGGGAGCGAUCCUCUCUUCCCCAACGUCAAGACGCUGCGCAUCGAGGACCCAGACCACAAGAGCGAGGGGUAUGACUUCCGCAAGCGCCGAGCCGAGGCUGGGCUGGCACAGUUCGACGCGCCGGACGUGUGCAUACGGGGAAGGUGCUUGGCUGUCGACGCGCUCCAGUAUCUGCCGUCACCCAGCGUGUCCUCGUCCACGCUCACCGUGCACACCGACUUUCUCGCGGAUAUCACCCAGUCGAGCAUCCCGCGCGGGUGGCGCCAGCUCGUGGUGUACCACACCGAGGUGCUUGCGAUCAUGCACUACGAGGAGUAUCGCGAGUUCAUCGUCAUGUCCAAGCCUGCUGCCGGGUGGUCGCGGGAGCCAAUGGUCAUCUACCUGCCGAACAGUGAGGAAAUGGAGACGGAGCUCCGCCGGACGUUGGGCGUGUUCGAGGGGUAUCCUCCGUACUGGGACCCGUCUACCGCCAAGUGUCUCGUUUUCGACGAAAACGCCCCGGCAUGCGGUGUUUGCGGCUGCAGGUAG
Messenger RNA from Vanrija pseudolonga, 825 nucleotides. RefSeq lists its product as uncharacterized. Lineage: Eukaryota; Fungi; Basidiomycota; Tremellomycetes; Trichosporonales; Trichosporonaceae. The transcript has 3 exons. The coding region runs from base 1 to 825 and encodes 274 amino acids. The record is from RefSeq and is a predicted model, not a curated record.